GCAGUUUCUUCACACCUAAAACAACCCUAAAGCAUUUCUUUUCAUAAUUUUCUUCAUCCAUUUUUCUUUCCAGUCUCUUCUUUUCUUCUGAAGAUUAAAAGAGAACGUGGUUGACCAAAGAGCUAACAGAUCUCGGCAAAUAUUUGAAGAUGAGUGAUAGAUUGAUCGAGUUGUAUCCAUUUUUUCAAGGUGGCAUGAAUGAAAAAGAUCAGGAAACGGGAAACAGUGAGCUAGUGAGUAGUGUCAUGAUGCGGUUUGAUGCGGUAAGGAGACGUUUAAGCCAAAUUGGGGAUAUGCAUCGUGAGGUUGUAACGGCUUUACGUACUUUUAAGACCCUCAAACUGUACACAAACACCAAAAAGCGAGUUGGUUCGGUUCCCGGGGUUGAUGUAGGAGACAUCUUUUUCAUUAGGGGUGAAAUGGCUUUGGUGGGGCUCCAUGCAGCCACCGUUGACAUGGAGUUCAUUGGAGUCGAAGAUAGCGGGGACCGGGAGGAUAAACAAAUUGCAGUCAGUAUCAUCUCUUCAGGGAAAAAUGCUGAUAAAACCGAAGAUCCGGAUUCCUUGAUAUUUACGGGGUUUGGUGGUACGGACAAGUAUCAUGAUCAACCAUCUGAUCAGAAACUUGAGAGGUUGAAUAUUCCACUAGAGGCAGCUUUUCGGAAGAAGAGUAUUGUGAGAGUGAUUAGGGGUAUGAAGGAUGAGAAGAGGACACAUGGUAAUGUUUAUAUAUAUGAUGGAACAUAUAUGAUUACUAAUAUGUGGCAAGAGGAAGGUCAAAAUGGGUUCAUAGUGUUCAAAUUCCAAUUGGUUAGGGAACCUGAUCAAAAACCCGCUUUUGGUAUAUGGAAAUCAGUAAAAAAUUGGAAGAAUGAUUUGAGUACAAGACCAGGUCUUAUUCUUCAAGAUCUCUCUAAUGGAGCUGAGAAUCUAGAGGUUUGUGUGGUGAAUGAAGUUGACAAGGAGAAUGGUCCUUCUUUGUUUACUUAUGUCACUUCGCUACACCAUGAGGUAAUCAAUAUUCGACCGAUGGUUGAUCCUUGCGCUUGUGGACGUAGAUCUUGUGGUCCAAAAAGUGGUAGCUGCGCAUGUGUUCAGAGAAAUGAAGGCGGUAUACCUUAUGUUGAUGGGGUAUUAGUCACUCGUGGACCGACGGUUUUUGAAUGCGGUGGAUCAUGUCCUUGUUAUGUUAAAUGCAAAAACAAGAUGAUUCAGACCGGGUUGAAAUUCCAUUUGGAGGUGUUUAAGACAAUGGAUAGUGGAUGGGGUUUAAGGUCAUGGGAUCCAAUUCGAGCAGGAAGUUUCAUAUGUGAAUAUGCUGGUGAAAUCAUAGCAAAAGGUGACGAUGAAGAGGAUGAUUAUAUAUUCGAUACUUCGCGGGUUUAUAACUCGUUUAAGUGGAAUUAUGAACCUGAGCUUGUUGGUGAGGAUGCUAUGAACAAAGUCUUUGAGAAUAUUAGUGUUUCAUCAUCAUUGGUGAUUAGUGCAAAGAAGGCAGGAAAUGUGGCUCGAUUUAUGAACCAUAGUUGCUCACCCAACGUUUUUUGGCAGCCGAUUUCUCGUGAAGAAAAUGGUUUAUGGUGUCUUUACAUUGGCUUUUUUGCAAUGAAACAUAUUCCUCCAUUAACGGAGUUGAGAUAUGAUUAUGGAAAAUCUAGAGGAGGUGGGAAGAAGAUGUGUCUAUGUAGAUCAAAGAAAUGUUGUGGUUCUUUUGGAUAAUGAUUUUGUAUUGUUGAGUGAUUGUUAGAUUUUUUCGCUUUUGCUUUAUAAUCUUGUAGUCCCUUCGUUUUAUUAAUAAAAUGAGUUUUUUUUU
Messenger RNA from Arabidopsis arenosa, 1812 nucleotides. The record is from the annotation of a GenBank genome assembly. Lineage: Eukaryota; Viridiplantae; Streptophyta; Magnoliopsida; Brassicales; Brassicaceae.